GGUUACCUGAUUAUGAUCAAGAUAUUUCAGUGUUUGAUUAUUAUUUGGACGAGUCGGGAGAAUGGGAGCUAUGGAGAUCAAGGUAGAAUUGUAGUAUAUAGAAUUCUUUGAUAUCUUUGCUUGAACUUUAACCCAAUAACUUUAAAUCCCAUGAUUUACCAAAACAUUAAAUUGUAUUUCUUUCAGAGUACCAGAUGAAAGUUAUUUUGAUGCAGCUGAUCUUCUUGGUGAAGUUUUUGUUGAGACGGAUCAAACGGUAGAUUAUUCAAAUGUUUUGAAAAAUAGCGUGCUUUAUAAAGUAUGAUAGGUCGCUAUCACAGGAACAAUUUUGAAAACCAUUAUUGAUAAAUAAUUAAAGUGCGACUAACCCCAAAUAUGAUUUUUGUAUUUGUAAUAUUUGGGUCAUUCGAAGAAGAAAUUUAACAUAUCUUUAUAAUAAAAAUGUGAACUGCAAAUUAGUUUUCCUUGUUUGUUGUAUCAAAAAUUCACCUAAUGACCUCAUAUCCGGAAACUUUGACAGUGAAAAAGUUGAUCAAGAUGAGGUUUUUUACUAUAAAGAUACAUUACAUUUCUUCUUAGAAUGACCCAAAUAUUACACAUACCAAAAAUCACUUUAAAAAUCUUUAUAACAGAUCCGUAUUCGUUUGUUAAUGGAAUUGGUUCGAAUGUCAGGUCGAAAUAUCCUGCUGGUUGGACCUGAGGGUGCUGGAAAAUCAUGUCUGGUUAAUGAUUUCCUGGACAAACAAGGUAAAUUUUAUGAUCAAUUUUUGCAUGCAGUAAUAUUUGUCCGGGAGCCUUGCUCCAAAGCUGCUCAUGCCUGCUUUUGGACAAGAAAAAUUUGUUUGUGUCUACGGCCGUCAAGGAAAACGUGACAAAUCUACAAGAAAUACUUCUAUAUAUGGUUUUGGCAAACAAAAGGUGGCCUUAAUGUGAGAUAAAUCGGUUUAAUUAUAACAACAUUCCGUGCACACGAGCAACAAAACUUGUUGAUCGUAGACACGAGAAAGUGAACUUGUCAAAAAAAAACCCUGGGAAAUUGUUUCGGGAAGUUUUUUUCUUAUUGCUUUAUUUUGUUUUCUUAAUUAAUAGUUACUGAGGACAAGAAACUGAUGGUUCGCCGUUUUGUGUACUCAAGUAAUUCAACUGCAUCUUCUCUGCAGCGUUUUAUUGAAAGUAAUAUACAUCAUAGACAAGGUGAGCUUAUGCAUUGAAAACAUUGGUUUCCUUGAUAUUGUAAAUCCUGUCUUCAAGGGAAUCGUUGUUCGUUUAAUAGGGUACGAUUAUGGUGCUCGAGGUGGCAAGACAUUGAGUGUUUUCAUUGAAGAUCUCAACUUGCCAGAGGCCGAUAUGUAUGGAGUUCAAGAAGUUAACGAGGUAAUGAGAUCGAGUUGUAAAUAGACCGAUUUGUACUAGAGACAUUAAAAGUCUUGCUCAAAAAAUUCAAAUUUCGAUUAAUGUCCAAUACCUCUGCAAGAUGUCCAAUGGACAUAUUGAAAAGUCCAAUGCUCAUCUCAUAGACAUAGUCCAUUGGAUCCAUUGGACAGUCUUAUAUAUCCAAUGGACACAUGAAAUGUCCAUUGAAUCCAGUGUACAGUCAUAUGUCCAAUGGACAUUCCAAACCCAAUUCUUCGCAUUUGCCAGCGACUAUGAAAAAUAUUGCCAGUUUCUCUACGAUAAUUUCAAGUACAAAUACGAUAAAUACUUGUACUUUUUGAACCAUAUUACAUCACUAAGAUAGGCGAUCCAGUGAUAUACAACUCAGUUUUCUUUAUUUUCCAGUUGCUGCGUCAGGUACUGGAUUACCGUGCAUUGUACAAACUUCAGAAACCUUUUGAAUGGCGUCUCCUCGAAGAUCUUGUUGUAAUUGCCACAAUGAAUACAUCGUUUAAACCACCAGCUACUGGAUUUCAUACUCCAAUAUCAAAGAGACUAAAGGUUUGCUAUAAAUUAGUUUUACAACAUAUUCUCAAUUCUUUUGAGCCCACUCUUCUCGGCAACAUUACCAACUGAACAGUUGCUGUAGUGUAUAUGACUGUAUAACAUGUUUACAUAUUUAACCAUGAUAUUUAACUAAAGUAUUCUGAGUAUUUUCUCGUGAGCUCACAAAUCAAUUCAAUCGUUUCAAGAAAUCGAUACGCGCUAACGGUAGAAGUUCCUCUAAUCGUUAUUCGAAAAGCAGAAAAUGUAUGGUCAAGCAGAAUUUUUAGGGUGGUGCUGGACUUCUCUAAGGGGUUUUAGACACCACUAGGUGGGUGCGUACCCGCUCCCCCCCCCCCACACACACACACCCCGCGGUAGAUCCCACUCCUCACUCAUUGUAGAAUACUAUGUACACUAGACGCUUACAUUUGAAGUAAACAUUUAAUAGGUGAUCAUGCUGCAAGUUUGUAACAAGCACAUUUUGUUUGUUUAUUUAGCGUCACUUUGCUGUUUUCCGUCUGCCAACGCCUGUUGCAAAAACGCUGUUCAGUAUUGUCACAUGUGUCUUAGAGGUGAGUACUAUACUACUUUAACAGUAUUCCUUUAGUUCGACCUUGCUCAAUGCUACCUCAUUUUGGCGUUAUCUAUAUCCAUUUAAAAUAUAGUUUGGAUUUCAUUUUGGUUGUAACAAAACUCAUUCCUCCGAAUGUAUCGAUAUAUAAAUUCAACAUAUAACCAUAUUCAAAGAUGUUAUCAAUGUAUACAUGUGUGAUAAGUGUUAAUGAAUGAUUGGCCACUCUCAACUCAUAGUUAUAAUGAAUUUUCUACAGUAAGUCCGAUUGCAGUUUGUGAAUUUCGAAGUAAAAUAGAAUAUCGGUGUCAGUUAUCGACAGAUAAUAGAUAUUAUUAUAUAUUCAAAGUCUAUUCUCGUUUGUGACUGGCCAAAACGCGUCGGAUAAUUGUCGGUAUCUUGAAGCCGUUGCGUUAUUUCAGCUGCUGACGCCAUCAGCGUGCAAUAAUACUUUUCUUGGACCGAAGUUCUGUCCAAAAAAGUAUUAUUGUACGCUGUGGUUACCAAGCCCCAGCGCGGUCCAUUUGCUAAAAAGCGCGGGAAAAUUACAUAUUUUUAAAAGCGUGAACAAAAUGGCUUUGAGCCGGUUGGCAACGUUAAAUAAUCAAGAAAUUUGACAAAAAAAGACAGCGAAAAUACAAAGAGGUCAACAAAAGUUUACAAGACACUUUUUGAGGAGUAUCUUAAACAAAAAACAUGCAGAGAAAUUAUCCUCAAGACGCCAUUGAAUUGGCAGGACUUUUGGAGUUUUUCAGACUACGCUUGGCGAAGUAAUUUUUAAAAUACACUUUGUCUAAACCGAGAAAAUCAAAGCUAAAGUUUAUGUAAAUUAACAUGAUUUUUUAUCACAUAUAAAGAUACGACACGCUUACGAUUUUUCUUUGUGUUUUCCUCUUGAAUUAUUAAUGAAAUAUAAUAUAUAUAGAAUUGGAAUAUAAUAUAUAUAGAACUUGAUAUGGAUCAUAAAAUUAUGUCUAUAUUUCAGGGUAAUAUGUCUCAUAACCAAGGCAUGGGCUUACAACAAGAGCUGCAUGAACAAAUAACAGAAGUAACAUGUUCCUUGAUUGAAAGUGUCCAAGAUGCCUUGAGGGCUUCACCUACUCCAGGUCGAUUGCAUUAUCAUUUUAAUCUUCGUGAUGUCGCCAGAGUGUUUCAGGUAUGAUGCAUGCAUUUGAUAUGUGUUGCGAUAAUUGUUUCAACUAGGGAUUUUUCCGUAAGAGCCAUUAGUAAAUUAUGGAGUGUCGACAUUGAAACUGCAUGGGUGGGGGAAUAGUUUUUUUUCGCGUAUUUGCGAUGAAAAGUGUUUAGAACCUAAAAUAUUUUUGGCGUUUCUCUCAACAUUACUUUGUUUAAGCUUUAUUUUGUAGUUUAUGCAGUUAGCAACCUUUUUAAAUGUAUCUGGCGGUUGAAAAACACAAAGUUCUCUCAAACAGUUCAAUAUUGUCAAUUUAAAUACAUUUAUUAUUGAUGCUGUAAGAUUGACAACUUGAGUUGUACUGUAAAUUGCAAUUUGAAAAAGCUAUAAUUCACAUGCAGUUAUACCAUUUGUUAGCCCAGAAAGUGUUCAUUGGCAAAUAAAAUAUAACGAUAAUGUACAUUUCUGUGCAGGGUUUGAAAAACUGUCCUGAGGAGAUGCGAGCUGACGAGGACUACGUUGUUUCACUGUGGCAACAUGAGGUUCAAAGAGUUAUGGGUGAUCGUAUAAGCCGUUCUGAUGAUAGCACGUGGUUUGAAAGGAAAGUUAAAGACCUGACCAAAACGGUUAGUUCAAUGUUUCACCGUUAGAAACUGCAGUUUGAUAACGAAAUUGGAAAUUGUUGAGAUAAUAUUUACAUAAAGAUGCUUACCUAACUGUAUAAUAAAACACAAAACAGUAGACACUCCGAAAAUUGUAAACAUUUUUAAUUCUUAACUGUAUAAGAUCUCCUAAAAUUCUACUGUACCAGUAUGGAUACUGCAUGUCAUUGUAGAUGACAGUAUAUAUCCAUGCUGAUGACAGAACUUUUCUGUCAGUUUUAAAGUGCAGUAUCAAUAUCAUACAAAGAAAUAUUAGGGGAAAAGUUUUGUAAGUCAACAUUGAAACGUGUACUCAGUAACUUUUUUUCUAAUAUUUCUUUGUAUGAUAUUGAUAUUGAUACUGCAGUUUAAAACUGACAGAAAAGUUCUGUCAAAAGUAGCGUGGCCUACAAUUUUUGAAAAUUAUUUUGUAAGCCAGAAAAAAUUCUUAAUUAGCACCCUAAAAUGUGUAAUAUCUUGCAGUAUUUCCCUGAGAAAUUGGCAAAUUCUCCAUCGCAAUUCUUUGUCACAUUCAACACUGACACCAAGGAAUUUUACACAGGAAGAGCAGUAACUUCCACAAAAAUUACAAUCAAGGUAUGGACCUAAAUUCUCUUAGAUAUCUUCAUGCUGGCAAGUGUGACUAUCCCAGACUUGACUUUUCCCCUUGAUAUUUUUCCCUUUUCUAGCCAACACAUCAAGCAGUAGUGAGUUUGGACGAAGUCAUCCCAUGCUUGGAUACAUAUCUCAGUCGUUACAACGACGAAUUCUCAACGUCCCCUUUGAACUUGAUGCUAUCAAGUCACGUUAUCUCACAUCUUGUACGAAUACAUCGCAUUCUAAGUAUUAAGAACAGGUAAUGGAUUAUUUAAAUAUGGAGUUUUGUAGUUCAGUAAAGAGACCAAAUCAAAAUGAAAGUUUACAAGGGCGGAUCUACUGGGGGGUACGCACCCCACCUAGUAGUGUCUAGCAUCCCCCUGGACUGGAGAAGUCCAGCACCACCCUAAAAAAUCUGCUUGACCAUACAGUUUCUGCUUUUCGAAAAGCGAUUAACUCUACUCAACUGUUAGUGCGUGUCGAUUUCUUGAAUUGAUUUGUGAGCUCAGGAAAAAAAGAUACUCAGAAUGCUUCAAUUAAAUAUAAUGUGAGCGGGGUACCCUUCUUCUUCAUUCCAAGAGAUAACACUAUUUCCAAAACGAAAUCAUCUUGCUGUUACCUCUUCCUUUGAUUUUAAAUGUCUCCUUCUGUUCUAGUGGUAAUGUAUUAUUAGUUGGUCCAAUUGGUUCCCAGCUAUCUGACCUGGCAGCUCUGGCUCUGUACAUGUUGGAAUAUCCCAUACACACGAUUGACUGUUCAUACCGCGGUUCCUUUCUGGAUGGUCUGCGCUCUGCUGUACGUAGAGCUGGCUGUGAUGGCAAGACAACCACUAUAAUUAUCAAGGUAUGCCUGCUGAGAUCAUCUUAGAUACUGCAUCAAAUCACCAGUGAAAUGAGGAUGUCAGAGUUGAUGAGAGUUCGCAUGAGAGUUCAAGAUUUAUGAUUUCCAGUUUGACUUUGCCAAACACUGCACAAUGCGCACAUCAUAAUAGUACUUAGGUUUGAUUGUCACCGGUGUGUUAGAUCGUAUUGAAGCCAUGAAAAAUAUUUUUCUUAAUCAAGGAUCGUGAGAUUUUGGAUGACUCUUAUCUUGAUGCCAUCAACAGUUUGCUUAUCAGUGGAGAAUACCCGCCAUUGUUCUCUGAAGAUGAAAUCAACAGUCUUCUUCAGGUAAUCUUUAGUGGACUUAACCAAUGUAUGAUCUAUAGUUACUAGUAAAGCGAUAUGAUGAAAGACAAUAAGCUACACUGCAGUCUUCAAUACAACAGUUGGCUAUCGGUCUUUUUCCGAGGAAAAUACCAAUAUUGCCAUCUACUGAUUGCUCUUGACGGUCAUCAUGGCUGAUCAUUUUUGGACAUUAAUUUUAAUAAUUAAUUCUCUCUCAUUCUUGCAAAACGCAAUAAUUUAUUAAUCUGUCACACAUACAAAGAAAGUUAUUGCUUAGUUAGAAUGUACAUGUCAACUUAAAAUUUGUCAUUUGCAAUUCCUGUUAACUUCGUAAUAUUAUUGAGGUACAUGCAUGUUUGUUGAUCAAUGAAUUGCCUUGUUAUAUUCACUGGAUUUACAUUCAAUAUAAAUAUUCUCUUUUGAGUCCUAUAAAUAAUUAGUGUCUAAUCAUGUCCGACCAAUAAAUGGGAAGCCUGCGCCAGCCUAUAAAUGGGUUACUCUGACAAAAUGUCAAACCAAAAACCAAGUUUUCAUUAUAUUGAACUCUGCUACACAGUUUCAUUAGUGUAUAUGAGCAAAAACUACAUAUAUGGGAUCGCAUUAUAAGCAAAGUUGGAGACAGGAUAACAACAAAUUUAAACAGCUUUCAAAGUAGAAGCAGCUGUUAUUGCUGUAGCCUGUUUAGGAAUUGUUUCUGGAAGUGCUUGCAUAUUUCUUUUACUUUCGUAUUGUCUAGGCUCUGAUGCCAUCAAUAAAAAGGAAAUUUUCUAGUUUUCUAACGGAUCCAAUGAAAUUCUUUCUGACAAGAGUAAAAAGAAAUCUUCACAUUAUCCUGUGUUUACAACCAACGCAUAAGGUUCUGUCUUCUGCAUCAAGGUAGGUGGUGAAUUGGGAAGAUUAUAUACAAUUUUCAUCAACAAAAACUCUUCAAUUGUUAGUUCUAUUCAGCGAGAUGCACAAAAUCUUGACAGGUGAUGCAUAGUUGAAUAAUAACAAAGUAAUGUGGUCCUGGACGAGAUAAAGAAGAAUUCAACGUUUUACACAAACGACCAACUUCGUCCAACCACGGCAGCUUAUUGUAGAAUACUACCUACACUGGAUCACUAAAUUUGACAUAUGUCAUUCAAACACAAACAUGGCAGCUUGUUGUAGAAUACAACCUACACUGGUCCACCACGUUUGAGAUAUCUUUUUCAGGUAGUUCAGACACAAACCAUGGCAGUUUAUACUAGAACACCACCUAUACACUGGACCUUCUAGUGUAAGAUGUCGCUGUCAAGCUUGAGUUGUCAUCAUAAAAACUUUGGUACUUUUCAGUCAUUAUCCUGGCAUCUUGUCCAAAUGUCAUAUCAACUGGGUGAAACAUUGGGGAGAAGAGGCAUUGGUUGGCAAAGCAAAACACUUCUUACAAAGACAUAGUUUGUUUCAAGAUGAUGCCUCAUCUGUUUUAAGGUAAAUCCUAGUUCUUGUUUCAGUUUAUCAACUAAAUUAAUAUAAAGCUAAACUAACCAUAUUUAUGCUGAAUCCCUAAAGGUCCAACUUCUGGGGAUAUACCCCUAUAGUACCAUGAUUGUACUUUUAUACUGUAGACUGAAAGCAUUUUUUUAUGUUAAUUUUGUACUUCAUUAGACCCAGUGUGGUGGCAACUCUGGCCUCCAUACACGAAUUUGUACUCCAAGACUGCCACCAUAUUCCUUGGGCUGGAGGCAUGGCUAUCAAUCCUGAAACGAAGUCCAAAACCAAAGACUUAAAACAAGCCGGGAAUGAAACAAACGAUCCUUAUGGUAGAAAUUUACUCAUGGAAAGAAUUGCUUUGGCUAACCGUCAAGUUGAUGUCGCAAUGCCUAAUGAAGUGUUUGUUGGACCGACAACCUACGAUCGAUUUUUACAAUGUUUCAUGAGUUUGCUUAAGAAGAAAGAAGGGGAGAUUAAAAACCUUCUCAAUGAUUCAAGGUAUAAUAACAACUCAUCUUAACUCUUAUAGAGAGCUAUUUGCAUGAUCCUACUUUGCUGGGAUAGUAUACUGUUGAGGGCCACUAGUUUCUCAGCUUAUGUUGUUAACAAAUUCAGUGCUACUGCCCCCUAGAGAAGUCCAGCACCACCCUACAAAAACUGCUUUACCAUACAUUUUCUGCUUUUCAAAUAGUGAUUAGCGGAACUUCUACUGUUAGCGCGAAUUCUUGAAACGAUGCAAUUGAUUUGCGAGCUCACGAGAAAGUACUUAGAAUGCUUUAGUUAAAUAUGAUGGUUAAAUAUGUAAAUAUGUCGAGGUUGUUAUACAGCUAUAUUUUCAAAUAUACUGUACUUUAAACAAGUAAAUUUACUGUUAAAUUUAUCAGAUAAGAGAUCACCAAUCACCAACAGAUCACGACACUUUAGUAUAUAAAAGAGCGUGUGAAUUAAACAAGUCACAUAUUAUUAGCACUGAUGAAGAUCCGGGCUUACGGAUCGAAAGUUUUGCAGUAAUAAAUUUACGUGGUGUUUCCACAAACAAAACUAUUAAAUUUACUGUACUGUGCUACAGCAACUGUCCAGUCACGCAUGCGUGAUAAAAAGCGAGUAUAUAAACGUUAUAAACAAAAGAUAAUGUUAGACGUAACAGAACGGCGAACAUGCAGAUUCGGCCAUCUCAAAUGAUGGUAAUGUUGGGAUAGUAGCGUUGCAGACUGCAGAGGAGAGUGGACAGUAAGGCUCCCUCAUGCACCACCCCAUGGAAAACCAGCACCCCUCUUUGCAGAUGAGGCUAGAUCCGCUCCUGGUUUUACACUGCUAAGGACAGCUAUUAAUACAAUUCCCUAUGUUUUUCAUUUCCAGAUUAUGUCUCAACACACUCUGCGAAGCUCGCAAAGAUGCAGAUAAAUUAAAACACUACAUCACGAAGACUAAAUCAGAAUUUGAAGAAGCAAAUGUAACAACAGCCAAGCUUCUAGACGAUCUCACAGCCAAGUCAACUGUCUUAGAAAAACUUAAAGCAAAACUCGGCGUAGGAAGUGACACUCUGAGAUCAUUUAUAGCGAUGAUUGAUAAUGAAAUCGACGAUGAUGAUUCCUAUCUCUUUGUUGAUGAAGAGAAAGAUGAACUAGAUGAGGACUUUGAGAGAAUUCAGGUUUGAUUGUAAUUAUUACUUUUGAAGGAUUUGUAAGAAAUGUUUGAGGGAAUUGACUCAGUGUUUACCAUUAUAAGUCAGUUUGCUCAAACAUUUCUUACAAAGCUUUCAAAACUUUACCCAUGUAAAAUUCUUACUUUGAUCACAGAAACUGUGACAGUGUAAACCAGGUUUAACUUUACUGAUUCUUCAAUUCAGGUGGCGAAAAUGAAAAGUAGGAAAGCAAAAACUGUUGAAGAAAUUACAAUGGCGGAAAGAGAAAGAGAGAGGUUAAAAGAGGAGUUAGACGAGGCUGAGGAUCAGGUAUGCAUGUACCUACACUAUUAUAUUUUAAAGGAUUGCCCCCACGGCAUUUGGACUAAGUCGCACUUGUCAUAAAUUCUAUAUAAAACGAGGAUGAGAGUUGGCAGUCACGCGACCCUGGUUAGCUGUUCUUAAUAUAUAAAAAAAUCUUUACAAUUUGUAACAACGGUGUCACUCAACCAGCGCAUAUGUGGUGCCGUGGUCACCAUGCUUGUCUUUCAAACUGUGGGAUCCUUGGUCGGACCUUUACCCAAGGUCGUAAAAUAAUAGGCAAUUCCAGCUUUUAGUUUAUGCAUGCAGCGGACGAUGGGAAGUAAGGUAUCACAUUGGUGAUUAUGCUGAAAAAAUAAAAAUGAUGGCCGUUUAAACACGGAGUGAUAGUUUAUACUUGUAAAUAUUGAAAUUUUUCGGUUGUUUCGGUAGUUUUUAUUGAAAUUGUUCAGCAUAAUCAGCAAUAUGAUACCUUACUUCCCAUCAUCCCCUGCACGCAUAAACUAAAAGCUGGAAUUGCCUAUUGAGGAGAAAGAGCUACCUUUUCAUUGGCAUCAUGCAGUAAAUGGUUAGACUUUCGCGUCUUCUCGGAUAAGGACGUUAAAAUCGUAGGUACCUCGGAUCCACUAUCAAUUGGGCAAUAUAGCCUGUUGGGAAAUCCGCUCAACGUAUACAGCUAUUUCAAUUAAGGUUGUCCACGAGCAAAGUGGAAAAGUCGAAUACGAGCGCGAAAGGCUGCUGGGAACCGCUUUGAAAAUUAAUGAAUUUGUUAGCGAUUCCCAGCAGCCUUUCGCGCUCGUAUUCGACUUUUCCACUUUGCUCGUGGACAACCUUAAUUGAGAUAGCUGUAUACCAAAAUCCAGUAAUAUGCUCAUGAGCAUUCUCAUGCACGCUACUUUGGUAUCUCAUGUGCACGCUCAUAUAUGUACCAAAAUCCAGCAUAUGCUCAUGAGCACGCUCAAAUACACUGGGAAAAAAAAGUGAAAUCCAUACUACGAAAUUUGCAAUUGCACCACUAAAUCCAUAGUAUAUCCAUACUAUUUCGAUACUAUAUCCAUACUAUGGAAAUAUACAAUUAUUAUGGAUAACCAAAAUCCAUUCUAUUUCCAAUAAAGGUCUAUACAAUUUCCAUUCUAUGACCUUCUAUGGAUUUUCAAACUUUUUUCCAGUGAUAUAUUUACGAAAAUACAGUAAUAUGCCCAUAAGCACUCUCUCAUCAAUGAGUGAUAAACUCGAUAAACUAAACUAAACUCAAAUGUUUUGUCAGGUACUAAUCUGGCAAGAACGUCUAGAUCGCACGUGCUGUGAAAGACUCAAGGCAAUACAAAAUCCUCCUACCAUGAUUGGAAUGGUCAUGUUAAUGGCCAUGGUACUACUCGGGAAACAAGAGUUCUCUCCGCACAGUUCAGGUGCUGCCUCCUCAAUACGUCAUGAGCGCAAGUCGUUCGAUGGAGGUACUAUAGCGGAUGAUACUUCAAGCUCAGGAGGACAUAGCAAGAAGAGAAAUAGACUUGAACCUGGUCAACCGCGUGCGCCACCACAGCCUACUUAUGCAGGUACUGAACAUUGAGGCUUACUAGUUUUCAGGAUUUUGGACAGUGACUCAGGCCCGUUUCAGACGGCGUACUUCUCAUGUGCCGAACUUAAUUGAUGAAUU
Molecule: messenger RNA, 11087 nt
Organism: Paramuricea clavata
Lineage: Eukaryota; Metazoa; Cnidaria; Anthozoa; Malacalcyonacea; Plexauridae
Source: the annotation of a GenBank genome assembly